Daucus carota subsp. sativus is the source of this 1374-nucleotide messenger RNA. Its product is annotated as vignain. The coding region runs from base 126 to 1211 and encodes 361 amino acids. Gene Ontology annotation, cellular component: lysosome. Gene Ontology annotation, molecular function: cysteine-type endopeptidase activity. NCBI's taxonomy places the organism in Eukaryota, Viridiplantae, Streptophyta, Magnoliopsida, Apiales, Apiaceae. The record is from RefSeq and is a predicted model, not a curated record. The transcript has 4 exons.
GACAAUUAAUGAGCAAUCGCUUGUGCAUUCGUACUACUUCCAUCUCCAUACUCAAAAUUCACUAUAUAAACAGGCCUUAUGCAAUGUAGUUUUCUCAUCCUGCAACUAAAACUAGAUAUAUCAUUAUGGAAAUGAAGAAGCUUGUUCUGGUUUUCCUCUCUUUGGCUCUGGUUCUUGGCCUUUGUCAGAGUUUCGAGUAUCAUGACAAGGAGUUGGAGUCCGAGGAAGGGCUGUGGGGCAUGUACGAGAGGUGGAGGAGCCACCACACGGUGUCCACCAGCCUUGACGAGAAGAACAAGCGAUUCAAUGUGUUUAAGGCCAACGUUGAACAUGUUCACAACACGAACAAGUUGGAUAAGCCUUAUAAGCUGAAGCUGAACAAGUUUGCAGAUAUGACUAACCAGGAGUUCCGAAACCUUUAUGCUGGAUCCAAGGUUAGUCAUCAUCGCAUGUUCAGAGGCGAGCGACGUGGUAAUUCAUCCUUUAUGUAUGAAAAUGUACAAAAUGUGCCCCUAUCGGUUGAUUGGAGAAAGGCAGGCGCUGUCGCCCCUGUCAAAGAUCAAGGCCAAUGUGGCAGUUGCUGGGCAUUCUCAACAGUUGCAGCAGUGGAAGGAAUAAACUAUUUAAAAACGAGAAAUUUAAUUACAUUAUCUGAGCAACAACUUGUCGACUGUGACACCGAACAGAACGAAGGCUGUAACGGGGGCCUGAUGGACGUAGCAUUCGACUAUGUCAAGCAAAAGGGAGGUCUGACAACAGAGGGAAAGUAUCCUUACAGAGCACAAGAUGGAAUCUGUGAUUUCCAGAGGGCUAGUCAUCCAGCAGUUUCAAUUGACGGACAUGAAGAUGUCCCUGCUAAUAAUGAACGCGCAUUGUUAAAAGCAGCAGCAAAUCAACCUAUCGCUGUGGCUAUCGAUGCUGGGGGUAAUGAUUUCCAGUUCUACUCCGAGGGAGUUUUCAAUGGAGACUGCGGAACAGACCUAGACCAUGGAGUUGCAGUUGUAGGCUAUGGCGCGACCAGAGAUGGAACUCAAUACUGGAUAGUGAGGAAUUCAUGGGGAGCUGAAUGGGGAGAGAGCGGUUACAUUAGGAUGAGGCGAGGCAUUUCAGCCAGAGAAGGAAUCUGCGGCAUUGCCAUGGAAGCCUCGUAUCCGAUCAAGACCUCCUCAAGUAACCCGAGUGAUCAGACUCCUCCUAAGGACGAGCUUUGAAGACAAUCCACAUUAUUAUCUCCAAUUAUAUUUAACUUUCCCCUCUCUCCAUAAUCAUGCCUCAGGAAGAACUUGAUGACACUGUAAUAUCAUUGUAUCAUCUCGUGUAACAUAUAACUAUUUGUGACUGGAGUACGAGUAAAAUAAACUCUGUUUGUUACCA